This is a messenger RNA of Marmota flaviventris (yellow-bellied marmot), 966 nucleotides long. Its product is annotated as olfactory receptor 10T2-like. Gene Ontology annotation, molecular function: olfactory receptor activity; G protein-coupled receptor activity. Gene Ontology annotation, cellular component: membrane. Lineage: Eukaryota; Metazoa; Chordata; Mammalia; Rodentia; Sciuridae. Gene Ontology annotation, biological process: G protein-coupled receptor signaling pathway. The record is from RefSeq and is a predicted model, not a curated record.
AUGGGCAAUCACACAGCAGUAAACACAUUCCUUCUAUGGGGAUUUUCCAGUUUCCCAAACCUGCAGAAUCUCCUCUUUGUAGUGAUUUUCUCCUCCCAUGUAACCAUCCUACUUGCAAAUGUGUCCAUAAUGGUGGCCAUCAAGCUCAGUCACAACCUCCACACCCCCAUGUACUUUUUCCUCUUUGGUCUGUCCUUUUCAGAAACCUGUACCACGAUGGUGAUCAUCCCCCGCAUGCUAGUGGACUUGCUCUCAGAGAGCAAGACCAUCUCCCUUCGGGAGUGUGCCACCCAGAUGUUUUUCUUCUUUGGCUUGGGAGGCAAUAACUGCUUCAUUUUGUCUGCCAUGUCCUAUGACCGUUACACUGCCAUCCACAACCCACUUCAUUAUCCCAUCCUGAUGACAAGAAAUUUCUGCUUCCAGCUCAUGAUGACUUCUUGUAUGGUUGGAUUCUUGGUUUCUCUGUGCAUCACCAUCAUUAUAUUCAACUUCUCUUUUUGUGACUCUUACACCAUCCAGCACUUCUUCUGUGACAUCUUACCCGUGGCCAGCCUUGCUUGUGAUUACAAUUCCUAUCAUGCAAUGGCUAUUUUUAUGCUCUCUGCCUUCGUGUUGGUGGGCAGCUUUAUUUUAAUUUUGAUAUCCUACAUCUUCAUUUUGUCCACAGUUUUGAAAAUGCCUUCUACAAAGGGGAGGUAUAAGGCCUUCUCGACUUGUUCCUCUCACCUCACUGUGGUGUCCAUUCACUAUGGAUUUGCUUGUUAUAUCUACCUUAGACCAAAAAACAUCAGCUCCUUCCGUGAAGACAUGCUGAUGGCCGUGACAUACACAGUGCUGACACCUCUGCUGAACCCCAUCGUCUACAGUCUAAGGAACAAAGAAAUGCAGAUAGCCCUUAGGAAAGUACUAGGCAGUGGCAAUAGGUUUAUUUCUCAGAUGAUAAAUAAAAGAGCCCUGAACAUUUAA